UGGACCUCUUUCCCGAGUUGGCCGCAAGGUGCAGCACUUUCGUUGCGGCUUCACUUGAGAACAAAGGACUGAACACUCUCAGUUUUUAUCAUUUCUCUCUGAUACAAAAUGAGUUCUUUCUCAAACAUUAAUGACCUGUCAGAGGAACACAUAUUACGAUGCACGAGGGCAAUCUUUCAUUUGACGAAGGAGCAAUUGAAAGCUAAAAAUGCACUGUUCGAUGGGGAGAGCCAACCACUGUUCAUGCAAGUAACAUGUAUAAGGAUUCCCGAAACUCCGAGAAGAUGUAUGAGAAUUGUACUACCUCAUUCGAUGGUAUCGGAAACUGACGAGGUGGCACUUUUUGUUGGCGAUCUUGAAAGAGGUAGAAGAAAGGAUUACGAACCAACCGUGGAACACUACGAAGACCUGCUGCGUAAACACGGAUGUACAAGGAUCAAGAGCGUGAUACCCAUGAAUCAAGUGAAAACGGAAUACGAUCAGUAUGAAUUGAAGAGGAAGCUCGUCGACAGUUACGAUCAUUUCUUGGUCGACGGGAAGAUAGCUGGCCAUUUGUCUCAUUUAUUGGGAAGUGAAUUUUACAAGAAAAGAAAAUUACCGACGCCCGUUAGAAUGCAGAGCAAAGAUUUAAAACACGAGAUCGAGCAUGGUCUAAAAAAAACUUUGAUGCCAAUACAUCCCAAUGGCGACACUCAUGUCGUCCAAGUUGGACAUAGCUGUAUGAAGGAGGAACAGAUUCUCGACAAUAUAUUAGCAACGUGUACCUUUCUGUCUAAGCACUAUCCAGGAGGUUGGACCAACGUUCGUUGUGUUCGCCUGAAAACUCGGACCAGCUUGGGUCUUCCCAUAUACACGACACUGAAAAAUAAAAACUCUGUCCAAAUACCGACCGUGCGACCUAAGAGACCUAAAGCAUAUCACCAAGUGUCAGGAGAGAUAAGUACCGUGGCAAGCCUCGACUCCGUAACUGUGACUCCCGAAGGAGACGUUAUUGUUCAGCAGAAGAGGAAGAGGUACGGGAAACGAAACAUCGAACAGAACAAAUAAUUAAGCUUUCUAUUAUUUUCUUUCUGUGACUCUAGUAAACAACGUCGAAAAAUCA
Messenger RNA from Ceratina calcarata, 1102 nucleotides. Its product is annotated as ribosomal L1 domain-containing protein 1. The transcript is spliced from 3 exons. Lineage: Eukaryota; Metazoa; Arthropoda; Insecta; Hymenoptera; Apidae. The coding region runs from base 109 to 1047 and encodes 312 amino acids. The record is from RefSeq and is a predicted model, not a curated record.